This is a messenger RNA of Ophidiomyces ophidiicola, 1371 nucleotides long. RefSeq names its product zinc metalloprotease (gene STE24). The transcript has 5 exons. The record is from RefSeq and is a predicted model, not a curated record. Gene Ontology annotation, cellular component: endoplasmic reticulum membrane. Gene Ontology annotation, molecular function: metalloendopeptidase activity. NCBI's taxonomy places the organism in Eukaryota, Fungi, Ascomycota, Eurotiomycetes, Onygenales, Onygenaceae. The coding region runs from base 1 to 1371 and encodes 456 amino acids. Gene Ontology annotation, biological process: CAAX-box protein processing.
AUGUAUAUUCUUCAGCAUCUUGCGCGGCUUCUCGACCAGCCUUUUUUACCAUGGAAAAAAAUAAUCGUGGGGUUUUCCCUCGGUCAAUACGUCCUUGAGGGAUUCCUAUCCAUGCGGCAAUAUAAAAUAUUGCAGCAGAAAAAACCGCCUAAGGUUUUGGAAGGAGAAGUCUCUCAGGAAGUAUUCGACAAGAGCCAGGCAUACGGUCGUGCGAAGGCAAAAUUCGGUUUCUUCUCCGCUUUAUACAGCCAGGUCCAAAAUCUUGCGUUCAUCUACUAUGAUGCCCUUCCUAAACUUUGGGCCGUAACGGGCCUCUGGCUCACACAGUAUCUCCCUGCUCGCUUUCAGGGUGAAAUCACGCAUACCUUGCUCUUUCUAUUCACCUUUAACAUCGUCACCACACUCCUUUCCCUGCCCGUUUCAUACUAUAGUACCUUUGUGCUCGAAGAAAAAUUUGGCUUCAACAAGCAGACUCUGAACCUGUGGGUCUCUGAUAUCCUCAAAGGACAAAUGUUAGGUGUUGUUCUUGGUACACCCAUAAUCAGUGUCAUUCUGAAAAUUGUUCAGAAGACUGGAACGAGCUUUUUUUAUUACCUUUGGAUGUUUGGCAUCUUUGUGCAGUUGUUCGCCAUCACCAUUUACCCAAUCGCCAUCCUACCCUUGUUUAAUAAGCUAUCUCCACUGGAACCUGGCGCCUUGAAAUCUGGCGUGGAAAACCUUGCAAAGAAGUUGAACUUCCCGCUCAGAGAGUUGUACGUUAUUGACGGAAGCAAGAGAAGUGCCCAUAGUAAUGCCUAUUUCUAUGGCCUACCGUGGAAGAAGCAUAUCGUUAUCUACGAUACCCUGAUUGAAAAGAGUGAGCCGGAAGAAGUCGUGGCUGUCCUAAGUCACGAGCUUGGACACUGGAGCCUAAAUCAUACCACAAAGUUAUUUGGCAUUGCCCAGUUCCAUAUGUUUUACAUCUUCGCCCUCUUCUCUGCCUUCGUCAGCAACAAAUCAUUGUACAAUUCCUUCGGCUUCCACGAUGAAUACCCGAUUAUGAUCGGAUUUCUCUUAUUCUCUGAUGCUUUGGCACCAAUGGAUGCCAUUGUAAAACUUCUGAUGAAUAUUCUUAGUCGGAAAUUUGAAUUCGAGGCUGAUGCAUUCGCUGUUAAACUUGGCUACUCUGCCGAACUCGCCAAAUCACUCUUGAAGCUUCAAAUCCAGAACCUUUCCACAAUGGACGCCGACUGGAUGUACGCCAGCUAUCACUACUCGCACCCGAUCCUGCCUGAACGGCUUGGGGCUUUGAGCUGGAAGGGAGGGAAAAUCAGCGGCAAAAAACAAGAAGACUCAGACAAGCCCUUGAAGGCUACUAAUCGAGAACUGUAA